UCUAUUUAUCGAAUCGAAUCGAUGCGCCACGCUUGAAGCUUGCAGAAGAAUUUUGGAAUUCGGUGUAUUGUGGGCGAAGCCAUACGAGGCGGUUUCAAUGGGGUGGGUGUGGAGGGACGAUGAACCUGACGAGUUCGGUUCAUACGCUGGCGGAAUUAUCCCGGGAGACAAGUGCUCCAUCAGGAAGGCCGUUAUGUUGAAGUGCAGAACCGAGGAGGUCGAGCCUGGAAAGUUCAUCAAGAAGUGCGAGAAAACCGAACAGGUUCUCAGGGAUUCCAUCGGCAAGCCUGUUGAGGUGGUAGUGUCCAACAAAGAAUACACUGCAGAUGAUGUCACAGAUGAGGUUCUUAAAGGGUCGGUCUCUUUUGAGACCCCAGGUAAUGGGGCAUUCAACUUCCAUGGGUUACGCAGUGAUAUCGAAGCCAUGACACGUGGCUUCUUUAACAGCCUCAACCGUGUCUUUGAAGAAGCUGAAGAGAUGAAAAAUGGCUUUUUUAAUGUCUUUGGAGCUCCACGUGUGUUUAAUGGGGAGUCUUCAUCCUCACCAUCCAUGAGACGAGGGAUACCUGUUGAAGACCAUCCUAGGGAAGAUUCCACUCCUAAACCAACUGAGCCUGAUUCAGGACAAGUUGAUAUUUCUGGAUUGGCUAAAGAUGUUUGAAGCAUGGCAACUGUAGAUCUUCACGUUGUUGGCGAAGGGUUUGUAGAGAAAACAAGUACAGUGACUUUUCUGUUUGUAGCCCCGUUUCUUUUUUUAGCGUAUAAAGAGUGCGUCCUUUUGAUAAUGAAAUGAUCAAAUAUCCCAUAUUGUAAUGACUAAGUGUAGAGGGCAGUUGAACUUUUGGUAUUUUGGUCAACUCUAUAUUAUGUUGAUGAUGAAAUCAUUGAAAUAAUCAAAAUAUCUUAUAUUUGUACCGAA
Carya illinoinensis is the source of this 919-nucleotide messenger RNA. Its product is annotated as fra a 1-associated protein-like. The record is from RefSeq and is a predicted model, not a curated record. Lineage: Eukaryota; Viridiplantae; Streptophyta; Magnoliopsida; Fagales; Juglandaceae. The transcript is spliced from 2 exons. The coding region runs from base 98 to 661 and encodes 187 amino acids.